AUGGGAUGGCCGCGCGAAGGCGAGCAGCGCGGGCCGCGGCGAAAGCUCCGGGCGGGACGCGGUGAUGCGAAGGGCGCGGCGCGCAGCGGAGUCGCCAACAUCCAGGGCGGGCCGCGAGCUCCGUGCCGGAAGGCGCCGCCGCCGCCGGGCGGCUUUCACCGCGAGUUGGGAGGGACGGCUGCACUCGGCAUGCACCCCGCUCGGCGCGCUUACGCUGGCUACGACGGCGGGCAGCGCCCCCCGCUGAUAGCGCUGCAGGUGCACCUGCUGGCAACGGGAGAACGCGAGCGUCAAUAG
Gryllus bimaculatus (two-spotted cricket) is the source of this 297-nucleotide messenger RNA. The record is from the annotation of a GenBank genome assembly. NCBI's taxonomy places the organism in Eukaryota, Metazoa, Arthropoda, Insecta, Orthoptera, Gryllidae.